AGCUUUAGCGUCACGGUGUGAUAAAAAUGCACUAUGUGUGAGAUUGAAUGAGGGUACGAGUGAUUUUUUUUAAUUUUACUGAAUGAUGAGAGGAAACCAUGUGUGAGUCAUAUUAUGUAAUUUAUUUGAUUUAAAAAUAAUACUAAGUUGUUAAAAAAUAAAUUUCUAGUUAAGCAAACUGUUUUUAUCUAUAUUCAUAAAAAAAGAAAAUCCUCUCAUUUUCAUAAUUAUGACAACUUACUAUGUGGCGGAGAAAAAGCAAGUAUUGUUCGGUGUUCCAAUCUAAUAAAAAAUGUGGUUUCCCCGGUGUUAAAUUCGCAUAUGAAAACAUGAAAGCACGAGAAGAGUGAAAAUCGAGCAAGAAACCCCGGCCGUCGCUUUCGGGAAACAAUGAAGGGCGAAAAAAAACACGCAACGAGAUGAAAGAAUGUGACAAGUGUGACCAUGAUGGGAGCUGUGCUAGAACUGCACCCGGGAGGGGAAAAUUUGCCACGACACGAACCACGGAAGGCAUGAUGCAGAAAUGGAUCCCCCCAACAGCCGCUGGGCUGUGGCUGCUGCUAGCGUUCUUCGCCUUUGUGGAUGGUUACUCGCCAUUCAUGAAGGUUCGGCAUGGCACAAUCGAUAUCUCUGGUAGUGCGCAGAACUCGAGCCCGAUUGUGGCUAACCCCUAUUUUGCACCGUUAGUGACACUAAAGAACAAAAACGACAAAAACGAAUUUGACACUAGCGAGGGCAAGGACAUAUUUGAAGUUAUCUACCAGUGGAAGAUAAUAGACUUCCUCUACCCGAGCUUGCAAGCUCGAAACAAUGCCAUCCGAACAAGAGCAUUCAUUCCAGAUAACAAUCUACCUCUCGGUGUCGAUCGUUUCCGCAAUCGUAUCUUUAUCACUACUCCUCGCUGGAAUCCCGGUGUUCCGGCUACUCUGUCUUAUCUACCACUGCCAGUGGAGAAUCCCAGCGCUCCGCUAAACCCCUAUCCGAACUGGAGCUUCCACACAACUCCCCAGAAUCCGGACUGCAGUAAAUUAGUAUCUGUUUAUCGCCUGUACGUUGACGAGUGCGAUCGUCUGUGGGUUAUAGAUGCUGGAGUUAUCGAUACACUGACUAAUCUUCAGCAAAUAUGUCCUCCAAAAGUGCUUGCCUUCGACUUGCUUACUGACAAGCUGCUGUUUACAUACGAACUGCCACCGGAACAAGUUAAGCAGGAUUCGCUGCAUACGAACUUGGCGGUGGAUAUUCGAGACGGCAAGUGUGAUGAUGCCUUUAUCUAUGUGGCCGAUGUCUGGCGUUACGGAAUUACUGUCAUCAGUCUACGUGAGGGUAAAAGUUGGAGAACCACCAACUAUUUGUACAACCCCAACCCAUUCGCCAGUGAUUACAACUAUCUGGAUUUGAACUUCCAAUGGUCGGAUGGGGUGUUUGGUUUGUCCCUUUCACCGGUACAUAGUAAUGGUGAUCGGAUGGUUUUCUACCAUCCAAUGUCUAGUUACACGGAAUUCCAAGUCCCAGCGUCGGUUCUACAAAACGAAACAAUCUGGCAGAACUUUGGCCUUGCGAAGGCCUUCCAACCGCUGGGCAGUCGUGGCAAAGGGGGUCAAUCCUCGACCUCUGGAGUGUCCACAAAUAAGGUCCAGUUCUUCACCUUAGUCCAGCAGAGCGGCGUCGGCUGCUGGGACCUAGCGAAACCUUACAACCGUAACAACCUGGGUAUCGUCGAGAAAAACCUAGACAAACUAACCUUCCCGAACGAUCUGAAGCUGGACCGGGAACCGAAGCAGUCCAUUUGGGUGAUCAGCAACAAGCUGCCAGUUUUCCUGUACUCACGGUUGAACUACAGCGAGACGAAUUUCCGCGUGCUACAGGCUGAAGUUCAGAGUGCCGUCUUGGAUACGGUUUGCGAUCCGAGAGUCGCGCCGAAUUUGGCUUACAAGCCGGAGCCAGACUGUGACCUGUAGUUUUCGUUUAAUGUUACGUUAUUUUAAAUUGUUAAGUGAAUUUGAUUCUAGUAUGUAUGUUUGUGAUGUUCGUUAUUGAUUAUCUAUUAUUGAAGAGACAAAUGUAGAAAAAAAAUCGCGGAUAUACUUUUAUUCGUACGAAAGACACAAAAGAUUUUAGAAUAAAUACAGAAAAAGUUCAUAA
Wyeomyia smithii (pitcher-plant mosquito) is the source of this 2142-nucleotide messenger RNA. RefSeq names its product protein yellow-like. The record is from RefSeq and is a predicted model, not a curated record. The coding region runs from base 420 to 1958 and encodes 512 amino acids. NCBI's taxonomy places the organism in Eukaryota, Metazoa, Arthropoda, Insecta, Diptera, Culicidae. The transcript has 4 exons. Gene Ontology annotation, cellular component: extracellular region.